This is a messenger RNA of Synchiropus splendidus (mandarinfish), 2174 nucleotides long. RefSeq names its product polymerase (DNA directed), alpha 2 (gene pola2). The transcript has 18 exons. Gene Ontology annotation, molecular function: DNA binding. Lineage: Eukaryota; Metazoa; Chordata; Actinopteri; Syngnathiformes; Callionymidae. The record is from RefSeq and is a predicted model, not a curated record. The coding region runs from base 215 to 2020 and encodes 601 amino acids. Gene Ontology annotation, biological process: DNA replication; DNA replication initiation. Gene Ontology annotation, cellular component: alpha DNA polymerase:primase complex.
UGGACGUGUGACAGGCGGGUUUUCGCGGCUAAAUGAAACGACGUUCCUCUGGCAGUGAGAAACAAGCGUAAUGCUUCGUACUUGAGAACAAAGUAGUAUUUACGUUAUUGGCAACGCGCUGUCUUCCUACUAGGAGCAAGUGCUUAGCCAAUGCUCGCGUUGGCAUAAACUGCCGAUGGUCUCGUCUUGAUCGUUUAACUGUUCAACAAUAGCAAUGUCAGCGGUGACGACGGAGAGCUUGAAGUCAGAGUUGGAGGUUUUCGAUGUUCCCUGUCGAGAUGACUCCACCGUGGACAAACUUGUGGAGCUGUGUAUUUGCCACAGGAUGGGUGCCUAUGAUAUUGUUCUGGAGUGGGUGGCGUUCAGCACCACCAAAAACCUGACGCUGUCAGUGGACACCCUAGAACAGUUUGAACAUGAGGUGUUGAACAAGAAGAUGAAAUCAAAGCAAAGCUUCAAAAGAGACGAACCGUACAACAGAACCAGAGACAUCCACUCUAUCCAAGACUUAAUUAAAGCAGAGGAAGAGGAGGAGAACUUGUUGGACUCCUACUGUACACCUGCCAAGUCUUCUCAAAAAAGACCUCUAACUACUCCAGAACACCCUCAGUCGAAGCGCAGCGUUGCUCUACUGGCCAGUCCAGGUUUGCUGCUAUCCCCAUCUAGUUUCUCUCCAAGUGUAACACCUUCCCAAAACUACAGUCAGCGAGGAGGGAAGGGGGAAGUUGUGGCUACGUUUGGGGCUGUGCAGGGAACUCGGUGGGUUGGCAGGAAGACUCCGGGUACCGGGAUCCAGCUGGAGCAGCUGGAAGGUCCAGAAUACUCUCUACGCUCCAGCUAUAAGUACAUGUUCCAGAGGCUGAGAGAUGUCCGCAACGUGCUUAGCGAGAAGAUCGAGGAGUUGGGAGAGGGACUGCGCUCUCACUUCAACAUCGAGGAGUUUGCUUCUGCUUCUCUGCCUGCUCAGGACUGUGUGACAGUUUUGGGUCAAAUCUGCUGCGACAGUAACGGAAAGCUCAAUUCACAAUCGGUUUUGCUGGAGGAAGGCCCGGAGCAUGGUGGUCAGUGCGUCGCCGUGGACCUGUCUGAGCUCAGAGAGUACUCGCUGUUUCCUGGUCAGGUGGUGGUGAUGGAGGGCAUGAACACGACGGGAAAGAAACUGAUGGCUUCUAAACUCUAUGAGGGAUCUCCUCUGCCCUUCCACUCUCCUGAGGUGAAGAUGGAACCAGAUGAAGAGCCUUUAAAUGUUCUUGUCGCCUGCGGACCGUAUACCCCAUCAGACAGCCUGACCUUUGACCCACUCCUGGACCUGAUCAACGUCAUAGUGCGGGAUCGUCCCGAUGUGUGCAUACUGCUGGGCCCCUUUGUUGAUGCCAAGCACGAGCAAAUCGAGAAAGCUCAGGUGACGGAGACAUUCGAAGCCAUUUUUACACGAUGUAUUGAAAGUAUCAUUGACGGCACCAAAAGCGUUGGUUGUCGCCUGGUGUUCGCCCCGUCUCAGAGAGACAUCCAUCAUAAUUUCAUUUACCCUCAGCCUCCGUUCACUCUGCCCACCCUCAGCAAGGACCAAGCCCAGCGUGUCACCCUGGUGCCGGACCCCUGCACUCUGGUGAUCGAUGGUGUGACCUUUGGCCUGACAUCCACCGAUAUAUUAUUUCAUAUGGUUGCUGAGGAGAUCAGUUGUGGCACCGGGUCGGACCGAUUCUCUCGUAUUCUGAAGCACAUGCUGAUCCAGAAAAGUUAUUACCCACUGUACCCGCCUGCCGAGGAGGUGAACAUGGACUACGAGAGGUUCCAGAGCUUUGGCCAGAUGGCCGUAACACCAGACGUUCUCCUGGUUCCCUCGGAGAUGCGGUAUUUUAUUAAGGAUGUGGUUGGCUGCGUGUGUGUCAAUCCCGGGCGUCUCACAAAAGGACAGGUGGGCGGAACCUACGGGCGGCUGCUCAUUCAGCACAGCCGCUCGACGGAGGGUGGGAAGAGAUCCACUCCCUGUUUGGCUGCUCAGGUGGUGAAGAUUUAACCGAAGGACAGAUUCGAUAUUGUAGUUUGAUCAUACUGUAUUAAUGAUGUAAAAUAUGUUUAAAAAAAAGGGUUUCCUCACAAACAUGUUCAAUGUUGGUUUUAUUUUUGGGCAUUGUUUCUUUACAUGAAUAAUGCAUCAUAAAUAAACUGUU